Molecule: messenger RNA, 417 nt
Organism: Caenorhabditis remanei
Lineage: Eukaryota; Metazoa; Nematoda; Chromadorea; Rhabditida; Rhabditidae
Exons: 3
Coding region: 1-417 (138 amino acids)
Source: RefSeq, a predicted model, not a curated record
AUGUCUGGUGUUCUAUCCGAUUAUGAUACUCCUACUAAGCCCAAGAUGAAUGGUCAACGUGAGAAGCGUCCGUAUUUUGAAGAUGACGGAGAGACUAAUCAUGCACCGGCGAAGAAGAAGAUUCCAAAAAAGAAGCAUUGGCUAUAUGAGAAAGCUGCCGAGUCAAUUAUUCCUACUGAGGAUCAAGCCAAUGUUAUUCCGGAACGUCUUUUCAAAGGAUUGGACCCCCUCAUCGUCUAUAUGUGUGUCCCAUGCAAAAAGUUUAAUUCGACCCACGAAACUGUCAAGGUUGAAGAUGGAAUGAUCCAGAUUCCUCUCGCUCUCUGCACCGUGUGUCGUUCCCAUCUCAUUGUCCAGAAAAACAUGAAGUUCUUCCAGCACGAUUGCCCAUCACUCAAGAAGGAACACAAUCUGUGA